Messenger RNA from Zea mays, 1162 nucleotides. RefSeq names its product small nuclear ribonucleoprotein Sm D1. Lineage: Eukaryota; Viridiplantae; Streptophyta; Magnoliopsida; Poales; Poaceae. Gene Ontology annotation, molecular function: RNA binding. The transcript has 4 exons. The record is from RefSeq and is a predicted model, not a curated record. Gene Ontology annotation, biological process: RNA processing; spliceosomal snRNP assembly. The coding region runs from base 603 to 947 and encodes 114 amino acids.
UUGCUGCACAAAGGGUCAUCUCCCAGUAUCCGGAAUUCCUCAUCUGCCAUGGUUCUGUAGCCCCACGAGAGAGACUGAACUAGAGACAAGGAUUUGGAAAUCCUCAUCCGAUCUCGGCUCUCAAGGCCACCGCCUACUGAAGAGUGAAGAUGGUGUAUUAUUUUAGUAUGUUGUAAGCAUGCCUGUCGAAGUUGGGGUGGAGUUCACGGCUGCGAUCAGCGACAUAGUCCGCACUCUCGAAGUUGAGAGCGCGCCUAGCCGUAGCCGGUGGUGAAGGUGAAGGCGCUGGACCUGAAGGUGGGCGGGCCGACGAGCUCGAGGACAGUGGCCAAGGCCGCCGGUGCGACACGUUGCCGUCAGGCGUCAGCGAAAGCGAAUCCUCCACCUCCCCAUCGGACUUGAGGGAUAUCAAAUAGACUUUUUCCUUUCGAAGACCCAUCGUAGGCCCAGCUACAGCCCAUUUAGCCCAUCUCGCGACUACAGUGUACAGCCGCAAAUCGGGAGAAGGGGUUUUUAUGUCUCCUCGCCCGCUCCGAAUCAGCUCGAGGUAGCAGCUCCCCCCGCAAAAACCCUAGCUUUACCUCCCCACAAGCGCCUCCAAGAUGAAGCUCGUCAGGUUCUUGAUGAAGCUGAACAACGAAACGGUGACCAUCGAGCUUAAGAACGGCACCGUCGUACACGGAACCAUUACCGGUGUUGACAUCAGCAUGAAUACUCAUCUGAAGACUGUGAAGCUGACACUAAAAGGGAAAAAUCCUGUUACCCUUGAUCACCUUAGUGUGAGGGGAAACAACAUCCGCUAUUAUAUCCUUCCUGACAGCCUAAACCUGGAGACUUUGCUGGUUGAGGAAACACCAAGGGUCAAGCCUAAGAAGCCUACUUCUGGGAAGCCCUUGGGCCGUGGGCGUGGCCGUGGUCGUGGGCGCGGUCGGGGUCGGGGACGUUGAGCAUGCUAGCUGCUUUUGGAAAUUGCAUUGCGUGCAUCUGCAGUGUAAUCUACAUUCCUAUCAAUUGUACGAAGUAUGCCUUUGAUUAUGCAACCAUGUAUCAAUUGUUUUUUUUUGCCGUGGAUUUAUGUUGAUGAGGUUACCAUGUGAUCAUAUGUUCUUUCCCUAGAACUUUUAAGAACAAUUAAAUACUAUCUUUAAGACUUCUCUAGACA